UGUCAGUUCGGAUCAGCAGACGGUCUGGCCAAGCACCUGCUCCUUCCAUUGGCAGAGGGGAAGGACCCUUUGGGGGAAGAGACACAGGGAAGAAAGAAAAUGGAUUCAAUAGUGGCUGCCAUGACAACAGACGAGGCAGAGAGUGUGCAGAAGAAGCAGGUGCGUGAGCAGCAGCAAGAAGAGGAGGAGCCUGGAGAUCUGGGCCCUGGCCCUUCUGAGCCGAAUCAGGACGGGGGCUCUGGCUCACCACUGCCUCCCGGAGGCUCGGAAGAAGAACAGCAUCUGAAACCGCACCAGCGCACCUCAGCUGGCCGUGGCCUCUCACGCAUGUUCUCGUCCUUUCUGAAGCGCCACUCACAGUUCUCGGAGGGAGAGGGGGCUGACGUAGAGCGGGUGCAGGAGAAGGAGGGGCGGGACGAUCCCAAAGCCCCCAUCGCAGACCCUGAACCUGAACUCCGAAUCGAGGGAGACGCAGCACUAGACCUGCAUUCCAUCAGUAGUGCUGAGAACCAGCAGGUCACAGUGGAGCAGAAAGAGAACAUUGAGGGUGACAAAGGGAAAGUGGAGAAAGGAGAAAAAAAAGAGAAGAAGGAGAAGAAAGAAAAGGCAGAGAAAAAGGAAAAAACUGAAAAAAAGGAGAAGACUGAGAAGAAAGAAAAAACUGAGAAAAAAGAAAAGAAGGAGAAGAAGAACAAGUACAAGAGUGAAAAAGAAGAAGGAAAGAAAGAGAAGGAGCGUGAGAAAGAAGAGGAGAAAGAGGCAGAGGAGCCUAAGCCUGAAAAAGAAGCAGUGGCAGCAGAGGCAGAGAAGAUAGAGGGAGAAGGAGAGAGAGAAAAGGGGAAAGAGGAGGAGAAGUUCACUGAGGAAGAAGUGAAUACUCCUAAAGGUCCACGCCGGCCCAAGAUCAUGCACUGCAAAGUCACACUACUGGAUGACGCUGUGUACGAGUGCGAGCUAGACAAACAUGUCAAAGGCCAGGAGCUGUUUGCAAAAGUGUGUGACCACCUGAACCUGCUGGAGAAGGACUACUAUGGGCUUGCCAUAUGGGAGACACCAACUAUUAAGACAUGGCUUGACUUCACAAAGGAGAUUCGACGGCAAGUGCAAGGAACCAACUAUGAUUUCACAUUCAAUGUGAAAUUUUACCCACCUGAUCCGGCCCAGCUAUCAGAGGACAUCACCAGGUACUACUUGUGUUUGCAGCUACGCAAGGACAUCAUGAGUAGCCGACUGCCCUGCUCUUUUGUCACCUUAGCCCUGCUGGGCUCAUAUGUGCUGCAGUCAGAAUUAGGGGAGUAUGACCCUGAGAUCCACGGCACAGAUUAUGCCAAGGAGCUCAGACUCAUCCCUAACCAGACCAAGGAGCUGGAGGACAAAGUAAUGGAGCUCCAUCGCACAUACAAAUCCAUGAGUCCAGCUCAAGCUGACAUGAUGUUUCUGGAGAAUGCCAAGAAGCUUUCUAUGUAUGGAGUGGACUUGCAUCAGGCUAAGGAUCUGGAUGGGGUGGAUAUAAUGUUGGGCGUCUGCUCCAGUGGUCUCAUGGUUUAUAAAGACAAGCUGAGGAUUAACCGUUUUCCUUGGCCAAAAGUGCUCAAAGUCUCCUACAAACGCAGCAGCUUUUUCAUCAAAAUACGACCCUCUGAGCUGGAACAUUAUGAGAGUGCCAUUGGCUUUAAGCUGCCCAAUUACAAAGCCUCAAAGAAGCUUUGGAAAGUGUGCGUGGAACACCACACCUUUUUCAGGUUGACGUGUACCGAAGCUGCCACCACUCCUAGGAAGUUUUUGGCUCUUGGCUCCAAAUUCCGCUACAGUGGACGCACUCAGGCCCAAACCCGCCAGGCCAGCUCCAUGAUUGACCGUCCUGCACCCCACUUUCAGCGCUCUGCCAGUAAGAGGGCAUCACGCAGCUUAGACGGAGCAAUGGUGUCCACCCCGGAUAAAACCCCACGACCUGUCAGUGCUCCCGUCAUGUCUCCCAUUUCUCCUGGUGAUGCAGCUCCAUCCUCUGUGGUGACAUCAACAGCACGGGUAGAGCGUAAAGAAACUGUCACGCCCACCAGCCAGCCUUCCCAAGCGGGUGAGAAGAAGGGAGAGGCAAAGACAGAGAGUCAUGUGGCCGAGGCCUCCAAACCACAGGGCGCCAAACCGGAGGGCAAACCUGAGAUCAAGACGGUUGCCCGGCGUGAGAGGCGGCACCGUGAUGCCCCUGCGGUUACAGCUACUAAUGGGGAGAGAAAGAGUCAGUCCCCGCGAGCAGAUAUGGAGAUGGUGCGAAUGCGGAAGAAAAGAGCUAAGAAACUUGAGGGUGAAACUAUUUAUAUCAGGCAUAGCAAUUUAAUGUUGGAGGAUCUAGAUAAGACUCAGUCAGAGAUCAUGCGUCACCACAGCAGCAUCAGUGAGCUGAAGCGCAGCUUCAUGGAAUCUGUCCCCGAGCCACGGCCCAGCGAAUGGGACAAGCGCCUGUCCACACACUCACCCUUCCGCACAGCUAGCAUCAAUGGCCAGGUGCAGCCUGAUGCGUCUCCUGUGGUGAAGAUGCAUACAAUUACCAUUUCUGAUGUCACCAACUCCCUGCGCAGCGAAAUUGCUGCAAAGGAGGUCCCAGUAGUGCACACUGAGACCAAGACCAUUACCUAUGAAUCUGCUCAGCCUGACGCUCUGACAGAAAAAGAGGGCAUGCUUCUCAGUGCGCAGACGAUCACCUCUGAGACAGUAAGCACCACCACCACCACUCAGAUCACAAAGACAGUGAAAGGAGGAAUCUCAGAGACCAGAAUUGAGAAGAGGAUUGUGAUCACUGGUGACACUGAGAUUGACCAUGAUAAGGCUCUGGCUCAAGCCAUAAAGGAAGCAAAGGAGCAGCACCCUGACAUGUCUGUCACUAAAGUAGUGGUGCAUCAGGAAACUGAGAUCACCCCAGAGUAAAAUCUACCCAAAAAUAAGUAGAGGGGCAAAAUAAACCUGGGACCAAUUUGAAAGAUGAACGUGAACAUGACCACAGCCCCGCCUUCCCGAACUGCUCAGUUUCCUUUCUUUCAGUAUGUUAACCACCAUACAGACCUAGUUACCUCAGAGACAUGCACCUUUCCUGUAGAAGGCCAUCCCUGAUCGACAGACAUUCCAACCACCCUGCACCCCACUGCCCUACACUACCCAACACUCUGUUCCCUCAAACAUAAUCUCAAGUAUCAAGCAUCUCAUUGGACUGCAAGCUGAGCCCCAAAUGACCUCUUUGGACCCUCUUGAUAGAAGACCAUCAACAUUGUAACCAGCUGGAGGAAGAGCACAGGUGACCAUCUCCAAGCAGCUCCCAUGGACUGAUCCUAGUACCCACCAUUGACACACACUCCACCUUCACUCUCUGAUGUCUCUCUAGAUGUCUUGUUAGCGACUGAUUCAUGGCAAAAUGUUUUCUAAUAGGAAAAAUGUUUUCUCAAAGGACGAUUUGUUGUUUAUAUCUCAUUUGUUUGACAGUUUAAGAAUAGACUUCAAUAGGUUUGGUCAUACAGUCACAGGAGGAUGGUGAGAAUUUUAAGGACAUUUUUCUAACAGGUUCUUUUUUCUUUAACUGGACAAAUAUAAUGUGUAAUGCUAUGCUGGGGUUGGGUUCUUUGCAUGGGACAAAGGAGCAUCUGUUGUCAUCAGAGAAAGAUUUUGGUUUCAUUCUGUUGUAAACCAGUAUUUUUACAUGUAUUACUUUCCUACUGUGUUAAUGUUAUUUAUGUGUCUUUUUGUUUUUGUGUAAAAGAGUUAAGUGAAAUGUUAAAAGUGUUCAUUUUAAACAAAAACGGGCCAGUACAGAAUCAUUUUCAUUUUUUGAAAUAUGAAUAUUACUUUUGUGAAUCAUAUUUAUUGUUCUUAUAGUCAGUAUCAUUAUCAUCAUUUUGUUUUCUCUUUGGUUCUUGUCAUUGUAGUUCUUUUGUCACAGUGGAAUGGGGCUGUAUUAGAGAAGAGGGACAGGGCAAACAGUCUAGUGAUAGUAUGUUCUGUUUUAUUUCUAUUUACUUCCAGCUGUCUUAUUUUAUGUGAGUAUUCAGCAUUUUAGAUGGCCUGCUGUUUUUAUGUGCAGGUUAAUUGUAGUCUAUGUUUUUGUAUUAGAUUUAACAGAGCAUUCCAGUCACCAGCUACAGCUAAUUCUUUUUUACUGGAAUUGUAGAGACAGCUUUUUGUCUCUCUUCCAUUUUCAGCAUAUUUCUACUUUUCUACCAAAGGGGGCAGUAGGAUCUCAUGCUCAGACUGCACAUAUCUGCAGAGCCUCAAAACAUAAACAAGCAUUCUUGCUAAAGCUAAACUAGGAUUAGAGGAAUUAGAGACUAGUAGGAAGAGCAGAGUUAAUUGCUGAUUAAAGUAACCCAAAGGUGCUCAGAAGUACUUGCUUAUAAUGCUUAUAUGUGUUUCCUGUCAACGUCAGCAUUAUUACUGUUCUGUGAUUUAUUUGCUUAUAUUGACUUCCUAUGAGUGUCAGUCUAUAAAAAUGGAUCAAGCAUUGUGUUAAGCUUUGGCACAGCCAGUGUUACAGAGAUCAUAAAUGUUAAUUUCUCCAUUUGGCAGAUGCAUUUAUUAAUGUGGCAUGGACUACUGCCCCUCGAAAUGAACCCAUAUCAACCUAAAGAAUCCAGCACAUACAGUUUUUAAAUUGUCUAUUUUCAAACCUUAUGCUUUUAUAAUAGUAUAAAUAGCAUUCUGUACAGAGGCUGAAGUUGCUGUAGCUCUUUCAGUGUGUUGUCUCCAUCAUCGUGGCACUCCUUUCCUUUCUGUUAAUGUGGAUCGUAAAAGAGGUGGAGUCUUGGGUUUUAAAUAUGUCCUUUCUUGUUUAGCCCAUCUCUCUUUGCUAUCAUUGAGAAAGAAUUCAAAUGUAAAAUAGAGCACCAUGCACUGAAUAAAUUCAAUUUUAGUCCCAUUGUCUCUCUCCACACAGUUUCAUAAGUGUUCUGAUCUCUGUCGCUUGGCUGUUUUCUACUGUAGCAUCAUGUUUCCAUGCAUGUACCUCAAAUGAGAGUGUGCUUCCCUCUCACAUGUUAUGCUUACUCACUGCUUUCUUGUUCAGGAUGGAAAUUUAUAAAGAGUGAGAUAUGAAUGAA
This is a messenger RNA of Colossoma macropomum (tambaqui), 5081 nucleotides long. RefSeq names its product erythrocyte membrane protein band 4.1a (gene epb41a). Gene Ontology annotation, biological process: cortical actin cytoskeleton organization. Bases 100 to 2925 code for a protein of 941 amino acids. Gene Ontology annotation, cellular component: cytoskeleton; plasma membrane. Gene Ontology annotation, molecular function: structural molecule activity; actin binding. NCBI's taxonomy places the organism in Eukaryota, Metazoa, Chordata, Actinopteri, Characiformes, Serrasalmidae. The record is from RefSeq and is a predicted model, not a curated record. The transcript is spliced from 21 exons.